AUGGACAGGACCCUUGACGGUAUGAGCAUUGCCCCCAGUGUUGAUAAAAUGGACUUGAUGGAGAAGGCAACUAUUGGUGGCCUGAACAAGCAUGCGAAAACAGGCGAUGGAGGCAUCAGUUGUGCCGAUUCCAUCCAGAAGAGCAGCAAGGGGGUCGAUAGGUUGGAUGUGGACACGUACAUGCAUGCACAUACUCAUGCGCAUACUCAUGUGGACAAGUGCGCCACGAACAGAGAGUUCGAAAGUGAUGACGCUGCUCAGGGGAAAGCGAUCAGUGGGGAUGCUAAAGAGGAACAAAGAGGAGUCAACGCAGGAGAGAGUAGCAAAACAGAACUAGCACAAAGUGACGCAAGUAAGGAGGAAAAGGCGAAAGACAAACCGAAUGAACUUGCGAGGAUGAAGAAGGAAGCAAAAGAAACACAUGCACAACCAGAAGCGAAUAACAAGAAAAAGGAAAGCUACAAAUAUUUUAUUGAUUAUAGUAAAUAUAGAAGCAAAAAUAAUGUGACGUUCUCGACCAAGUAUAAAGACAGCUGUGUGAAUUUAAGCAGCGAUAAGCUCACCUGUUAUGGAGACAAAGGAUGGUCCAGUUAUAAGGACAAAGUGAUAAAGGUAAACCCAUAUAUAAGAGUCGGUUUCGCUUGCAGAUAUAUGAGGUAUGAUUAUCCCAUAGGAACAGACAAAUAUAGCUACUGCGUCAAUAGCAAAAAUGGAAGAAUUUUUAACAACUCCAUAAGCUACGACUGCAUGGAACCAAUUAAAGUAGGUGAUAUCAUUGGGUGCUACUUAAAUUUAAAGAACAAAAAUACGUACAACUUCGAUCCAAGAUCAGAUAAAAAAUUGUAUGAAUAUUUGCAAAAUGGUAUUCUAUGUGAUCCCAAAGAUCCACCCAUGUUAAAGAAAAACUACGGUUCGUCUAUUUUUUUCUCCCUAAAUGGGCAAAUAAAGAAAAACGCCUUUGUUGAUAUUUAUGAAGGGUUUUAUCAUCCGUCUGUGAGUUUGUACAUGGGUGCUUCGGCAAAAAUUAAUUUGGGUCCUCAUUUUGCGUAUAACCAUUUGAAUGAUUACAUCCCGUGUGUGUUUAUGGAGCCACCGAUUAUUCUGUGA
Messenger RNA from Plasmodium cynomolgi strain B, 1107 nucleotides. RefSeq lists its product as hypothetical. The record is from RefSeq and is a predicted model, not a curated record. Gene Ontology annotation, molecular function: transcription cis-regulatory region binding; protein binding. Lineage: Eukaryota; Apicomplexa; Aconoidasida; Haemosporida; Plasmodiidae. Gene Ontology annotation, cellular component: Set1C/COMPASS complex. The transcript is spliced from 2 exons. The coding region runs from base 1 to 1107 and encodes 368 amino acids.